AUGCCGCUGACGAUUCAAAAAACGUCAACGGUUUUCGUUAGUCUCGGACGUUCGCGAUGGACGACGACGACGACGCGGACGGCGACGCUCGGACGGGUCACAGGGACGGAACGGACGCGGGCGGUGGUCGCGACGGCGCGCGCGCGACGUGGGGCGGUGCUCGCGAGCGGUGAGAGCGCGAGGGAGCGGGCAAAGGCGCUGAGCGGACGCGGCGACGGACAGCGAAGAGGGAGUCAGACGAAGCCGAAGCAGCGAGCGCAGGUGGAGGUGCGAGCGAUGCAUAAACCGAUGGCGAUGCCCACGGCGCUCGUGAAAGAGUGUGUGGAGGGACCGCUGGAGCUGGCGACCGAUGAGCAUCGCGUGCUGGUGCUGGACGUCGGUUACAGAACGAUAGACAUCGUCUCGUGGCAGCGCGCGGUGGUGCUGCAGAUGUACGAAAAGGUUGACGUCGUCGCGUAUUACGAUGGACCGUGGGCGCUGAGUGCGGAGGAUGCGUAUUACGUCCCGGCGGUUGUGCGCACGCGGGAGUACAGCAGGCACGUGAGUCACAAGACGCCGCUUGUCUCUCUGCACAGAAGGAAUAUUUUCAUCCGCGACGGUUUUAGAUGCCAAUACUGCGGUACAGGGGACGAUUUGACGGUCGAUCACGUCUUUCCGGCGUCCAAGGGAGGGCCCUGGACGUGGGAGAAUCUCACCACGGCGUGCGCGCGAUGCAACAACAAGAAGGGCGACAAGCUGUUGUCGCAGAGCGGGCUCAAGCUGCGCAGCCAGCCGAAGGCGCCGACGGUGGCAAACAUGUGCCUUUACACGCGACACGGGCGAUUUGUUAACCCACCGGAGGAGUGGGUGCCCUUCAUCCCCGUCGACCAAAUCGUAAAAACUCAUGAGAAACGGAAGAAGGCGAACUCGAAGGGGGCGGCCGUCGCUCGGUGCAGAUGA
Molecule: messenger RNA, 939 nt
Organism: Ostreococcus tauri
Lineage: Eukaryota; Viridiplantae; Chlorophyta; Mamiellophyceae; Mamiellales; Bathycoccaceae
Product: HNH endonuclease
Exons: 1
Coding region: 1-939 (312 amino acids)
Source: RefSeq, a predicted model, not a curated record